Molecule: messenger RNA, 3554 nt
Organism: Felis catus (domestic cat)
Lineage: Eukaryota; Metazoa; Chordata; Mammalia; Carnivora; Felidae
Exons: 9
Coding region: 460-1083 (207 amino acids)
Source: RefSeq, a predicted model, not a curated record
ACUGGUCCAGAGGCAGGGACCAAGCCUCUAUGCAGUUGCAGGCCAUUGCUGUGUGUUAGUGUCCCAACAGUCAUUCUGCACGUGGAAGCUGAGGGCAAAGUCGCCGGACCACUGUACCGGGAAAUGGAAAGGAAAUAAAACAGAAGUAAUUAAGGAAACCAAGUGAAACUCUAGAUGUGAGGAGAAUAUGAUGCUAUGUAUUUGUUUUUAACCAUGCUAAUUUAGUUUCUCAUCAGCAUUGUUUUCCUAGGAGGAAGCAUCCCUUAAUUUCACACUGCCCGUGUUUCUGCUUCUGUGUGCCCCACUGACAUUUGGAAUGUCCAGCCUCUGUGUUCUUUCUGUGCCUUGGGAGGAAGAAGUCAACCCUGUAGACAGGAUGCUUAGGAAGCAGAGCCUUGUUUUGGCAGAGAUGUGUGUUUCCAUAUUCAUUUAUGUUCUACUAAAAGAUAAAACCAGAAGAUGGUCAGCUGCACAGAAGGAAGAGGGCCCUUACCAAGAAUGGAAUCUGCCAGCACCUUGACCUUGGACUUCCAGCCUCCACAACCUGUAUUCCAGAAACCAGAAGCAUUGGCAUCCCUUGGGAGCCUGGUAGACAUGCAGGGCUUUGGGCCCCACCGAAUCAGACCAGCUAAAUCAGAAUCUGCAUUUCAACAAGAUCCCCAGCCUGUAGGUGGCAGUGCCUUCCUUCUGUAUGUGCAGCUAGAGGCUCGACCACUUUCAUUUCUAGAGGCUCUGGGAAGGCUGCACCACCUACAGCAGGAGAGAUUAGGCCACCUACCUGGCCCACGACAGCUCCUCCAGGGACAGCGGAAUCAGAUAACAGGAUUUAAUAUGCUGAGAACUGUGUUGUUCUUGAUCCUACAUGAACUGACCUUUCCUCAAGCACCAGAAUUAAAUGUAGACUCUGAUGGGGCAGUGAAUACCAUGAGGUGGCCGGCAGGACUUGGUCAGGCUGGAAGAGGAGCGUUCAGGUUGGAGGGAGACAACGGGAGAGGAGAUCUCAACAAUAACUCAGGGAGAGACCCCGGACCCGUAGACACAACUUCUCCUGUCUUAAUCAUUCUACAUAUUCUUACAUCUUGAAAUUUUGAGCACUGGAGCCACAUAACGUGAAUAGGGUGAAAAAAAGAUGAGAAAAGGCAACCAUGGAAUGGGAGACCCCGGCCACAAGGACCUCUGUUGCUUGCACAUUCCUGAUAGUCUAUCACCUGGCUUCAUUUCUACCUGUUCAUGAUGAUGAGUAAGGUCUGAGAGUGGGAGCGACUGGAGGAAAUAGGUGAUUCUUACCAGUGGUUCUCAAAGGUAAGUCCCUGAACUAUCACUUGCUUCAGAAUAAAUCUAGAAUUCCCAUUAGAAAUUCAGAUUCUUAAGUUCCACUUAAGACCUCUGAGUCAACAUUCCUUGGGUGAGACUCCAGAGUUUGCUUUUAUUACAAGGCUUAUGUGAAUGUGGGGGCACAGCAAUGUUUGAGAACCACCGAGCUAUGAGUUGGGAUUAAGGGUUGUCACCCAUAUUCUCUGUGGAAAUACUACGUUAUAAUGGCCAUAUUUUUAUUACUUACCUUCUAUGCUUGGGACCAUCUGAAUCAUUCACUGGAUUGGGAACCACUAGGGACAUUUUGACCAGUCUUAAAUCCAAACUUUUUUUUUAAACCAAGCUGGUCUUGCUCUUAUGAUGAAACACGUGAAGCAGAUACUCUGGGCCCAAGAAGCUCCUGACGUUUCCUUGCUGGUGGGGUCUUGAGCCACUACCUUGAAGGAAAUAUGUCUCUCUCUUCUGGACAGGGCUCCAGAGAACUAUUAAAAACAGGGCCCACCAGGGAGAUGAAGGAAGGGUAGCAGGGCAGGACUAUACCAUCCCAGACCGACCCCACUCUAUACAUUCUGUCUCAGGCUCAACUCCGAGACUUCAUAGGCUAAACUUCCCCAGGAGUGAGAUGGGAGUUCAGAGAUUUAGGGCCAAUGAGAAUAUGCUGUUCCUAAAAACCUGCACGUAGGUCAGCCCUCCUGCACCAUCCAGGCACACACUGAAUUUUACUUGGAUAAAGAAUUUGUUCCGUACAUGAAAAAAUACCUGGCCCCUCCCACGGAAAAGGACCUAGAAAGAGUACAAGGAACCAAACUGGACAAGCCCUGGGAACUGUUUACCAGGAGGUGAGCUCUUGCAAGGCAUUGCAAAUCACACUGUUCCAUUAACAUAACCAGAGAGCAGGGUGUGCUGGCCAGGAACAAUUAAGAUAAGUUGGGUACUGAGGUAGCCAUCAUGGCUUGGGAUGGUCUUGGCUAAAUUGUAUCUGAAUGAGUAAAAGGAGGUGAAAGCUGUAGAUAAAUUAUAAAGCAGUACGUGUGUUAGUUGCUACUCUUAUCAUUAACAGCAAUCAGCAAAUUACUAGGUGAUGUCACUUGCUAAUUAAUCAUCUCUUGAUGGAAGGAUUCUACCUGCUUUGGCACUAUUACCAUGUCAAAGCAUAGCUUUUUGCAACUAUUAAAGUUAUACAUUGUGCUGGCACUUGUUUUGAUUCUGAAGGUUACAUUUCAUAUUAUAAAGGAGGUUUGGGGUACUGCUGAGAAGUUUUAUUUAUUCCUCCCAUGCCCUUCCUCCCCACUGCAUCUUUCAAAGCCAAGCACAAAUGUCACCUUCAUGGAGUCUUCUGACAGCCCUCUCUCCAUCCAAAAUUAACAGCUCAAUUCUCCACAUUCUGGAAACUUGUAAUUUGUACCUCCUUCUAGCAUUUCUGUCCCUCUGCCUCAUAUGAUAGCUGUUUCAUGCCAUCUUCUCACUAGAUAAUGGUCUCUGGGAGGACAGGGGCCAUGCCAUCUCUUGCACUAGGGUUGCAAAUAGCAGGUACUCAUGAAACAGCCAUGAAAUUCAUAUUUGUAGUCCUGCAACAGAAGUUACAAACUGGCCAGCCACAGGCCAGAAAUACCUAAAUUUUUGACACAGUCGCCUACUGGCAGAUUUCACGUAAAACCCUGGACGUCUGGCAAUUUCCCAUGGCUAUAAGCACCUUGAAAAGAAUGGCAGCUGACCCUUUAGUUUAGUUUUUCUCUCCAGUUUCCCACAAUUGUUUUUCUAUUAUUUGUAUUACCUGUGUGUCCUCCGUGGACAUCUUUCUCAUGGAGAUACCAUUUGUUUACCUUCUUCCACAUUGGUCAGGACCAAAUGCCCCCAUGAAUAGAUGUGUAACUGUGCUUAUGGUAGAUGCAAUUCAGAACCAAAGACUAUGUUUGCCUAGAUAGAUCUUUUAGAGGUCAACUGGUAAUCAACUGGUUUGCUGUGCUCAGUGAUGUAAUUUAGCUUUUAAGGUGGCAAAAUGUGAUCUGAUCAUAUUUUGGUUAAUUGUUUAAGGAUUAGUAGCUUUGUGGAAUACUAAUAAAGUUUCAGCCUGAAGUCCGUACAGAUAAACUAAUGUAGACACUAACACCUAGUACUUAUUGGUCUGAGUUUCUAGUAGGGUGACAUAUUUUUAUAGUUCUCCUUAUACACUCCUAGGAAUCCACACAGGGACUCGUAAGUUGACAAGGUUUUCUCUACCUGAGGUCUCUAUUUCCUCA